Oikopleura dioica is the source of this 498-nucleotide messenger RNA. The record is from the annotation of a GenBank genome assembly. Lineage: Eukaryota; Metazoa; Chordata; Appendicularia; Copelata; Oikopleuridae.
AUGAUCCGAGUGCCGGUAGAAGUGGUCAAGCAACGAUGCCAAGCGACGACGAUUUCUUCUUCGAGCGAAAAUUUUAAAUUAAUUUUCGCGAAAGAAGGAAUUCCCGGAUUUUACAGAGGCUUUGCGGCGACGAUUUGCCGAGAAGUGCCGUUUUCGAUUAUUCAAUUUCCGAUUUGGGAAGCGCUGAAAAGUUUUUAUCAGAAAAAAGCGAAAAUUGAACGAGAUCUGGGUUUCUUUGAAUCUGGCUUUUGCGGUGCCAUUUCAGGGGCUAUUGCUGCUUCUACUACGACACCAUUAGAUGUGGCAAAAACACGAAUAAUGCUGGACCAAACGAACGGAUCUUAUAAUAUUCCGGCAAUUCUUUCGUCUGUUUACAAAAACGAAGGCUUUGGAGCCCUUUUCGCUGGAGUUUAUCCCCGAACUUUCUGGAUCACUUUGGGCGGCUUUAUUUAUUUGGGCACACUUGAAAAAGUGAAAAAUAUUUUGCAGAAAUGUUGA